UAUUUUUGUUAGUAUCAGAAACGAGUAUACAAUGAAGUGCUAUAUAAUUAUUUCGAUUUUUGUGGUAGCGGGUUUCUCACAGCCUAUUUCAGAUGACGAUGAAUCUGUAAAUCAAUCUCAAGCUCAUAUGAAGUUCUUCCUCUAUGAGGAUGAAAACGGAACAAUCCAAGUAGAACACCUCGUCAACGUAACAAUAAACCUCACUGCCUCCGCAUCUGACGUAGCCUAUUUUUAUUAUAGUAGAUCGAAUCCUGAAAAUGGGGUAGAAAUUCAUAGUAACAACAUCCAUUCACUUCAAGAAACGGCUUAUAGUGCAACGAAAGAUACCAUCUUCAUAAUUCAUGGAUGGAAAGGCAGUAAAGAGUCAGAUAUUAACUCACAUAUCAGAGAAUAUAUUAUAAAAGACCAUGACGUCAAUAUCUUUGUUGUUGACUGGGGUCCCGUAGCUGGUAGGAACUACGUCUCAGCACAAGGUAGAGUAAAAAGAGUUGGAGAAUACGUAGCAGAUUUUGCUAGGAAUCUGAGUUCGAAUUUUGGCUUGGAUCUGAGAAAAAUAAAAUUCGUGGGUCAUUCUUUGGGUGCCCAUGUCGCUGGUAAUGCUGGAGCUGCUUUGAACGGACAAGUUGAUAGAAUUGUUGGUCUGGAUCCAGCCGGCCCACUUUUCUCCAAUAACAAUAAGGACAAUCGUAUUGAUGAAACCGACGCCAAUUUUGUCCAAAUCAUUCACACUAAUGAUGGGAGACUUGGCUACAGAGGACGCUUAGGACACGCUGACUAUUAUCCUAAUGGUGGAAGGUCCCAGCCAGGUUGUGGGGUAGAUCUAACUGGAUCAUGCGCACAUUCCAGAUCUUAUGCUUACUAUGCUGAGUCAUUAAAAAGUGAUAGAUUUCUGGCUAAAAACUGUGACAGCUAUAAUGAUUUUACCAAUGGGAUAUGUAGGAAUAAGAAAUCUAGUAUGGGAAUGUUUAAUGUAGAUACUAGCGCAUCAGGAACGUACUACUUAGACACCAAUAAGAAAACUCCCUGGGCAAAAGGUUAAAAUAUAUAACUGUACAUUGUAAUUUAUUUUAUUAAAUAUAUAUUAUAAAACUCCAU
Molecule: messenger RNA, 1095 nt
Organism: Psylliodes chrysocephalus
Lineage: Eukaryota; Metazoa; Arthropoda; Insecta; Coleoptera; Chrysomelidae
Source: the annotation of a GenBank genome assembly